Messenger RNA from Serpula lacrymans var. lacrymans S7.9, 1319 nucleotides. RefSeq lists its product as uncharacterized. NCBI's taxonomy places the organism in Eukaryota, Fungi, Basidiomycota, Agaricomycetes, Boletales, Serpulaceae. Gene Ontology annotation, cellular component: SCF ubiquitin ligase complex. The annotation marks the transcript as partial. The record is from RefSeq and is a predicted model, not a curated record. The transcript is spliced from 7 exons. Gene Ontology annotation, molecular function: protein binding. Gene Ontology annotation, biological process: SCF-dependent proteasomal ubiquitin-dependent protein catabolic process.
CUGAUCGAGGAGUUUUGUUUUCUGUUGUGAUAUGACUCUUCAAGGGACAACAAAACACACAGAUCCUACGACAGAAGAAUCCGAGGAGCUAGCUCGUUUCAGAGAAGCUUGGAGGGAAGAGCUUCGUCAGAGGAAAACACAGCAUGCUCAAGCUCAGCCACACAUCCACCAUCAUGAUGUGGGGCAAGCUGACGGCACUUCAACUCAGGCUGUGGGUCAUGUACCUCCUUUGACUUCACGCACCGUUGGAAUCGCAUUACCGAGAACAGACAACCAACUAGGGCCGUCUCAUAAUACCGUCACCGGCACAGUUACGGUGCACACCUCUCACGGGCAGUCUUUUCUUGAUCGUUCAUUUGGUGAUGCUUUGGAGGUUUAUCGCCAGGCGGUUCAUCACGAGCAAAAUAGCCAGCUUGAUGAUGCUCUGCGGUUGUAUCGCCAGGCAUUCCGCCUAAAUCCCAUGGUCGACAAAGCGUAUUACAAAGAGGAGCAGCGAAUUCAGCUUUCAACAGCCGCUAGCGUACCUCCUGUGGUCACUGCCCACCCGACUGCUCACAAGAGGUUGUCAUCCACAGGUAGUACAGUCGUACCCCCUGAAAAAGUAGAUGAAUUGGUGCAGAGUGUGAAUGCUCUAGCAAUCGCACCAAAUGCUGUCGUCACUGGCACAAUGGCAAGCCUACUGGCGGGAUUUCCUCCAGAUCUUUUGUUUGAACCAGAGGAUGAGCGGGAAGGGAUACCACUUAAUAAAUUGCCCGAUGAACUGCUCGUAUAUAUUCUUCGCAACCUUGACACUACCGCUAUAGAGCGUUUUGCGACCGCGAAUCGCAAAGCGCGAGUGGUGAGCUUGGAUUCAUCGAUUUGGAGAGAACUUGUAACUCUGGUAUACAAACCUCCACAAAUAAUAGAUGAUGCUGCAUCAAUCGCCGCCGACCAAUACGUGGCUGAUUACCGACGAAUGUAUAUUGAACAUCCUCGGAUACGGAUGGAUGGAGCAUAUAUUGCUGUCUGUCAUUAUAUCCGUUCAGGGUUAAGUGAGAACGCCUGGGUCAAUAUUAGCCACUUGAUCACUUACCACCGUUAUCUCCGAUUUUUCCCGGACGGCCAGGUCCUAUCUCUCCUAGCCAAUGAAGAAUAUGGACCGCAGAAUGUGAUCCCUAUCCUCAAGCCAAGUCUUCGCAUGAAGGGAUUUUACAUCGGAGAAUGGAAUAGCACUUCCGCCUACCCAACCGCCGAUAGCGCAGGGCGGAGAAGGUAUUCUUUCCAGAUGACACUCGACUUGCGUUCGCGCCCUGUCGGGAGAUGGAAUAAGCUGGAGUUUU